CAAUUUCCCUCCCGCAAUUACAGGAGUGCUUAUAUCGGCUCUCCAUCUCCUCUCGCCCUCCUCCCUCUUCUUAUCUUUCUCAAAUACACUUUUCUUCCUUGUCUGAUUCGAUCCAAUUGGCCGCAGCUUCCCGCGAAUUCGUGAAACCUAGGGUUUCACUGCGGAACCACACGUUCAUUCCCUCGCGCGCUGAUAAUAAUAUCUUUCGUGGGUUUUCCAUUUCCGUGAUCUCGUUGAGGGGACGAACGGGGGAUUGUUUGGUUUGGAGAGGACGUGGGGGAAGAAUACUCUUUUCUCGAGGCGUUAGGGUUUGUGUCUGCUCUACAGAUCUGAAGUCGGAGUUACUGGGACGGACAGGCGAUUGAUUCCCUUUGGUGAAUUGUAGAAAGAUGUUUUGGCGUAUGGCUGGCCUCUCCACUGCUUCGCCGGUGGAGACAAUAUUGGACAAAGAUAAUUUUACUCUAGAGGAACUGCUGGAUGAAGAUGAAAUAAUUCAAGAAUGCAAGGCACUCAAUGGGCGCCUGAUCAACUUUUUGCGAGAGAAGGCUCAGGUGGAGCAGUUGAUUCGAUAUAUUGUGGAAGAGCCGACAGAGGAUGCUGAGAAAAGGCGGGCGUUCAAGCUCCCGUUUAUUGCUUGUGAGAUUUUUACUUGUGAAGUUGAUAUCAUACUGAAAACAUUGGUAGAAGACGAAGAGUUGAUGAACUUGUUGUUUUCGUUCUUGGAGCCAACCCAUUCCCAUGGGACACUGUUAGCAGGCUACUUCAGCAAGGUUUGUAUAUGCCUUUUGCUGCGAAAGACGGUUCCUUUCUUAAACCAUGUCAAGGGUCAUCAGGAAAUUCUUGCAAAGCUGGUUGACCUUAUUGGUAUUACCUCUAUUAUGGAGGUUUUAAUCCGGUUAGUUGGUGCUGAUGAGCAUUUGUACUCGAGUUACGCAGAUGCCAUGCAGUGGAUACAGGAUACAAGUGUUCUGGAGUUGAUUGUCGACAAGUUCAGCUCAUCUGAUUGUCCAGAGGUGCAUGCUAAUACGGCUGAGACCCUUUGUGCAAUAACCCGAUUUGCUCCCCCUGGUCUUGCUACCAAAAUAUCCAGCCCAAAUUUCAUUGGAAGGUUGUUUCGACACGCUCUGGAAGAAUCAAGGCCAAAAUCUGUACUAGUUAACUCACUAUCAAUAUGUAUAUCUUUGUUAGACCCCAGGAGGCUUAAUUUAGGGACAUAUCAUACGUACAAUCGCCAGCUGAAUCAUGGAUCUGCAGUAAGUGGUAGUCCAACCACUGUUGAGGGGAUGCUCGAAAGCUUAGGUGACCUUCUGAAGCUUUUGGAUGUUUCAUCAACAGACAAUGUCUUGUUAACCACAUAUGGAAAGUUGCAGCCACCUCUUGGCAAGCACCGUUUAAAGAUUGUGGAAUUCAUCUCAGUCAUCCUAACCAUUGGCAGUGAAGCUGCUGAGAAGGAAUUAAUUCGACUUGGAGCCAUCCAGAGGAUUUUAGACUUGUUUUUUGAGUAUCCCUACAAUAAUUUCUUGCACCACCAUGUAGAGAGCAUUAUAUUUUCGUGUUUGGAGAGCAAGAAUGGUUGUCUUUGUGAACAUCUUUUACAUGAAUGUAAUCUUGUGACAAAAAUACUUGAAGCUGAAAUGAAUUUCACAUUGGCAACCGAUUCAAGCAAGCCAACUGUCCCUGCUGAGGGUAGAUCGCCACCUAGGAUAGGGAAUAUUGGACACUUGACACGUGUUUCUAAUAAACUGGUUCAGUUGGCAAAUAACAACUCUGCUGUUCAAGCACUUCUGCAGGAAAGUACUCAAUGGAUUGAUUGGCAAACAACUGUGUUGACCAAGCGUAAUGUGGUAGAAAAUGUCUACCAGUGGGGAUGCGGGAGGCCAACUACUCUGCAAGACCGGAGAGAUAGUGAUGAUGAUGAUUAUCAAGAUAGAGACUAUGAUGUUGCUGCUCUUGCAAAUAAUUUGAGUCAAGCAUUCCGAUAUGGUAUUUACAACAAUGACGACAUGGAUGAGGUGCGUGGCUCACUUGAAAGAGAUGAUGAGGAUGUCUACUUCGAUGAUGAAUCUGCUGAAGUAGUCAUAUCUUCUCUGCGUUUGGGUGAUGACCAGGACAACAGUUCGCUAUUUACAAACUCCAACUGGUUUGCUUUCGAGGAUGACAGAGCUGCAAAUGAGCGGUCUGCUGGUGCACCUGCUUCUUCCUCACCAAAUAAUAAUGACGAGGGUGGGACUGGUGGUGCUGCCACUGAUAUUCGCAGCACGGAGAAUGUGGCAGCAGCUAGUGAAGACGAUGAUUUAGGUGACACAGCCACUUCUUUACCACCAUCAGUUGACGAAUGCAACAAGAACCUGGACGAGACGUCUGCGAACACUAGUCUGUCUAAAGACUCGAACGAAGAAUCGGAAACUGGAGUAAAUGAUAAUAAACCACCUGCUUGGGUUGAAUGGAGGGAAACACCAGAUGAUGUUGAUAAUGGUUCACCAUCUGGUUCAAAGCAACCUCCUCCACCUCCCAACAGCGAGCUUCAAAUAGACGCAGCAGUAAAUCAGGUGGAGGGUGGUCAGGAUGGCAGUCCAGAGUCUGUUGGUGAGCAGCAGUCUUCUACUUCUCCAGCUGAAUGCCCCUCAACUGACUCGGCCAAUGAGAACCAAUCUUCUAGUGGUACAAACCCUAUUGCUUAUGGUGAUGCUGAUGGCAAGACUGCAGAUGUAGAAACAGUUGAAGAGAAGAAUGCUGGAGAAAUGGCUAAAGAUGAUGAAUGAUGACGAUGACGAUGACAUGGAAAAGAGCAACUAAAUGUGAAGAAUUAUUCUUGACUGCAGAAUCAAUCAUUGGUUAUAACUCGGUUUAACUCAUGCUCUGUGCCAACUGGAUUGGGUUGGAAGAAGAUGGGUGGAUUGAGGAAAAGGAGCUCUCUGUUGAGUGACUAGUUGACUCUACUUCAGAGCCUCCUUUGUAAAUUUGUUGCAAGGAUUUAUUGUGUAGGGAUAAAAGAAGUAUCAAUUCUGUCUUCCUCAGCUCACAGCUUGGACGUGAGGCUUGCCACCGCCUCCACCCGCCCCUCAAAGGAAGACGGUAGUUGACCAUUUUCUUCUCCUUUUUUGUUCCCCCACUCCAGUUAUAAAUUUCAUUUUCUUUUUCUUUUCCCUCUAUUUUUCUUUUAUAUAUAUUUUCCCACUUCAGGUGAUCCAAUGUUCCUAUUCAUUGAUAAUUGUUUAAGGCUGUCGAAGCUUUGGUCGCCCUUUCCUUCCACAGGUCUUGUUUAAAAACUGGAAUUUGUUAGAAUGUUAAAUCACAUGGGAUUUUGUAGCACAUUGAUCUGUUCAUAUUUAUGACCCAUGCUUUGGCCUCC
Messenger RNA from Linum tenue, 3352 nucleotides. The record is from the annotation of a GenBank genome assembly. NCBI's taxonomy places the organism in Eukaryota, Viridiplantae, Streptophyta, Magnoliopsida, Malpighiales, Linaceae.